Molecule: messenger RNA, 1448 nt
Organism: Malus domestica (apple)
Lineage: Eukaryota; Viridiplantae; Streptophyta; Magnoliopsida; Rosales; Rosaceae
Product: mitochondrial phosphate carrier protein 1, mitochondrial-like
Biological process (GO): mitochondrial phosphate ion transmembrane transport
Cellular component (GO): mitochondrial inner membrane
Molecular function (GO): phosphate transmembrane transporter activity
Source: RefSeq, a predicted model, not a curated record
ACUUACCUGAAAAGUACCACCGUGUUCCCGUUACAGCUAAAAGUUUCUCCUCAAGUCCUCUCUCUCUCCAUUUUGCCCUCUCCCUGUUGGCACCGCCGCUAUUCGAUAUUUGGCGGGGCUCUGGCCACCGACCCGAGAAUCUGUCAAAUGGGUUUUUCUCCUCUUGGGGUUGGAACUUAGAGGAAUGUGAGAUUUGGAAGUGAGGGAGUGUCGAGCUUGUCGAGAUCAUGAGAGGGGUUGAAGGAAGAUUUUGUGAGGAAUUUUCACCUGCUUAUUAUGGGCUGUGUACUGUUGGAGGAAUGCUCAGUGCUGGCGCUACCCAUCUCGCAAUCACGCCACUCGAUGUCCUGAAAGUUAAUAUGCAGGUAAAUCCAAUUAAAUAUAACAGGAUGGGUACAGGGUUUUCUACUCUUUGGAAAGAACAAGGCCCGUCUUCUCUUUGGAGAGGUUGGUCUGGAAAGCUUUUCGGAUAUGGUGUUCAGGGUGGCUGCAGAUUUGGUCUCUAUGAAUACUUUAAGAAGCUUUACUCAGAUGCAUUGAUAGAUCAUAACAAGAGUACCAUAUUCUUCCUCAGCAGUGCAUCUGCUCAAGUAUUUGCUGAUGUGGCUCUCUGUCCUUUUGAAGCCGUCAAAGUCCGAGUUCAAACACAGCCCUACUUUGCAAAGGGCUUGGUUGAUGGGUUUCCAAAGUUAUACUCAGCUGAAGGGAUAACUGGCUUUUACAGAGGACUUUUACCACUAUGGGGUCGAAAUCUUCCAUUUUCGAUGAUAAUGUUCACGACGUUUGAGCACUCAGUUGAUCUUAUUUAUCGCAAGUUUAUGCAAAGGGGAAAAGAGGAAUGCUCAAGAGCCCAACAGCUUGGUGUUACAUGUUUAGCGGCCUAUGCUGCAGGAGCUGUUGGUACCGUCGUCUCCAACCCUGCUGACAACAUUGUUUCCUCACUUUACAAUAAAAAGGCUGCCAAUGUGAUGCAGGCUGUGAAGAACAUUGGAUUCAUUAAUCUGUUUACUCGAAGUCUUCCUGUUCGAAUUACACUUGUCGGCCCUGUUGUUACCUUGCAGUGGUUUUUCUACGACAGCAUCAAAGUUCUUUGUGGAUUGCCAUCUAGUGGAGGGCUUUCCAGGCGUCUUGAAGAAGCUAACCUAUCAGCUGAAUAACAUAGAUUAGAUAAUGAACAGUUCAGCUGGUUUUUCAGCGUUGACACCUCGUCAUGCUACGGUUCAUCCCCGGUGUCGGUGGCAAUUGAGUUAAUAGUUUUGUUAUAUCCGGUUAUAUAUCCAUAACAUUUCACGGAUAUGCAACCUAGCUUCGUGAAACUUUAUAGUUUAGGGUACAUAAGAUGUAAAUAGAUUCUGCUGUACGAUUUUAUGUUAAUGUGCAGCAGAAGCAAUUAUAAAAUGUGGUUUGGAAGACAUUUUGUGUACUUCAAAUCUUGUUUUUUGUGGUAA